AUCGUUGUAUUAGAACUCCUGGUUGUUUUGGGCUCCAUUGUCUGGGACUUUGUUGCGACCAACAAAUCGUUUGGACUGGUCCAUUGCUGAGCGCCCCCCCGGCGUCCCGGUUUUGUAACUCAGCAGAAAAGUGAUGUAACUUCAGCCGGCUUUCUGCUCCAGCUGUAGAGCCGAGACACCCAGGGAGAACUCUGUCCCUGUCCGACCGAGACACCAGGGAGAACUCCGUCCCUUCACCGCCGCUCCUGGGAACACAAAGUCGGGGCUUUUCUUCGUUGUCUUUGGGGAUGAAUCCGGCCCGGCGCUGCUCGGCGCUGCUGAGCCAGAUGUGCGUGACGUCGCUGGGGGGCCAGUCCGCCCGGGGCCCGUGUCCCGCCGGCCCCGGCCCGGGACACCGUUACUGCAGCUCGGUGCUGGGGGCGGGGGAGCCGGGGCUGCAGGGGGUCCAGGGGAGCCCCGGGACCCCCGGCGGGGCCGCCGGCAGCAGCAGCAGCAGCAGCGUGGCAGCACCAGUUUGUCCAAUGGGCAGUGGCGGCAGCCGGCUGUUCGGCACGCUGGCCCAGUCCUUGACCAGCGCCCCCUCGGCCCAGCCGGAGCCGUACCGGGAGGAGAGUCCAGACCGGGAUGUCAGUGAGGUGGACCCGGACCAGCUGCUCAGGGAGUGUGAGGAGGCCCUGCGGAGGCGUCCGGCCCGGCCACACCGGGACCUGGUCUUUCCCAACGCCACAGUUCCCUACAAGCACAACCCCUCCAUACGGGUGAUGCAGUGGAAUAUACUCGCUCAAGCUCUGGGUGAGGGGAGAGACGGCUUCGUCCGCUGUCCACUGGAGGCCCUGAACUGGCACGAACGGAAGUACCUGAUCCUGGAGGAGAUCCUCACCUACCGGCCCGACAUCCUGUGUCUCCAGGAAGUGGACCACUACUACGACACGUUCCAGCCCGUCAUGGCCGGCCUGGGCUACCAGGGCAGCUUCCUGGCCAAGCCCUGGUCUCCCUGUCUGGACGUGGAGCAGAACAACGGCCCCGACGGCUGUGCGCUGUUCUACCGCCGCUCCCGCUUCACCCUCCAGUCCACGGCCCACCUGAGGCUGUCGGCCAUGAUGCUGCCCACCAACCAGGUGGCCAUCGUGCAGACGCUGGGCUGCCAGCUGACGGGGCGGCGGCUGUGCGUGGCCGUCACGCACCUGAAGGCUCGCAGCGGCUGGGAGCGGCUGCGCAGCGCGCAGGGGGCCGACCUGCUGCAGAGCCUGCAGACCAUCACGUCCCGAGGGGGCGGCCAGGGCGCCGCCGCCACGGCCGCCACGCCGUUGAUCGUGUGCGGGGACUUUAACGCAGAGCCCUCCGAGGACGUCUACAGACGCUUCAGCUCCUCGCCCUUAGGGCUCAGCUCGGUGUACAAGCUGCUGAGCUCCGACGGGGAGACGGAGCCGGCCUACACCACCUGGAAGAUCCGGCCCACCGGGGAGAGCUGCAGCACGCUGGACUACAUCUGGUACACGCGCAGCGCUCUGGCCGUGGACAGCCUUCUGAACAUUCCUACGGAGGAGCAGAUCGGCCCGGACCGGCUGCCCUCCUACCACUACCCCUCGGACCACUUAUCGCUGCUCUGUGACGUCAGCUUCAGGGAGGAGCCGCACAGGCUGAUGUAGAGCAAACAUGAGCUGUACUGUGAACGAUGCUGCAGCCAAGGGUGUGGUACCUCCUCAAACCCGGGGCCCGGUAUGGGGGGCGUACGCCAGGCCGGGCCUAAAGGGUUAAAGGUCUAGAUACCGUCGACAAGCACAAACCAAACUGCAUAGAAAAACCAAACGGUGGCAGAUUUGCUCUCCUUCAGAGUGAAGACCAGCAGGCUCCCCUAACACUUACUGCUGUCAAAUAGCACAAAGACACACCCCAAUCAAUUAAAGACACGCCCCAUUUAAAGAACGCCCCAAAGACACGCCCCAAUCAAACACAUGCCCCAAUUAAGGACACGCCCCAAUUAAGGGGGUUUGUGGGCUGAGAACCCGGUACCUCUUUUGUUUUUUUAUUUUUUUUGUCUGCAUAUAUAUUAAUGGUUAAUACCAAGUUGAUAAAAACCUAAGGCAUAUAUAUAUAAUAUAUAUGAAUUUUUAAUAUAUAAUAUAUAUCAUAGGUACCUCUUUUGUGAUGCUGCUGUUAUUCAGAAAGAGUGAAAUAAGACCAACUCUGCUGGAAACAUGAGCUUCCAGGAUCAACUGAGCUGACGGCAGCCCAACCUUGGGCCUGACCCGGGACCGACUCAGCUCGACCCGGGGCUGAGACGGCAGCUCAGAGCCCGGUCUGCUGACGUUCCAUCCCUGUAAACUGCUGCAGUUUCUCUUUGAGAGUAUUAUUGAUGACUAGUAGCUGAUGAACUUUAGCGUUGUGCCAUGACGUAGCAACCUGGGUUUAAUGCUUGUGUUCACAACAGUGUUGCUAUGACGACAGAUGUUUCUAAGCACUAUUAGAGAGCUCUCCUUCUCUAAACCUCCUCUUCAGCCUCUAGCAGCACACGGACCAUCAUUUAACUGUAGAAUAAUCACUUUUCUCUAUGAACUGAUGUCAUGAGAUGAGAACUCCUCCCCUCCGACUGCCAGCUCACGUCUCAGCUGAACUGGUUGCUGGUCGGCUGCUGCUCAUCCUGUCCUCACACCUGACUGAACUGAAACAUUGUUGGGAUGUAAGUGAGCGCCUGAGCCUAACACGGUUCCAUAAGUGACGUCAGGAAUGGAGCAGAAGACAAGGAAGCAGCAAGUCUCCAGACUAAGACAGGAUUCCCAUGACCUGAUGGCGGGCUGUACUUCUGUACCUCAUUCUGCACACAUUUCUACAUUAAAGGGGAACUUCUGUUCAAGAUGCAGCAAUAUUGUAUUGUCCAUAAGUGGUUGUUCACCUGAGAUCUGAGCAGGUGAUUUUAUUGUCCACAACAGAUUUAUGUUGAAGUUUAUCGGUGCAGACGCCUCCUUCUACACCCUGAUUAGAAAGUGGCCAUUGUUGUAAUUAAAUGAUAAAAAUGU
This is a messenger RNA of Cololabis saira (Pacific saury), 3017 nucleotides long. RefSeq names its product nocturnin a (gene nocta). Gene Ontology annotation, molecular function: poly(A)-specific ribonuclease activity. The record is from RefSeq and is a predicted model, not a curated record. The coding region runs from base 288 to 1649 and encodes 453 amino acids. NCBI's taxonomy places the organism in Eukaryota, Metazoa, Chordata, Actinopteri, Beloniformes, Belonidae. Gene Ontology annotation, biological process: circadian rhythm. The transcript is spliced from 3 exons.